GUGUAUAGCUUUCUCACUCUUUAGCUGAAAUCGGCCUAAGACAAUGGUCACGUCUUCACUCAUUCAUUUCUCUCCUAAUCUUUUUUUUUUUUCUUUUUAAAUUAUUAAUGUAAGAAAAAUUAGAUGAUAAAUUUUUAUGCAUAUAAUUGUAAUCAUAUUAUUAUUACUUAAUCUCUUCAUCAUAAAUCCCAACCCCAAAAAGAAAGCAAAUCUGCUAACUUUAGAUAUUGAGGAAAUUUCAAAGUCUGUUUUAUUUGUUUCCUGUUUUUGUGUUCCUCUUUUGCUUGAUGGUAGGAUCUCUAGUUAACAAGACUACUGUUACAUCUCCCAAACUCUCAUCUUCUCUGGGAAUAGUAUCAAGCUUUCUGCUUGAUUCUCUUCCUCCUCCUUGUCUUAGCAUCUGAAGAAGCUUUCUUUCAAGAUUUUCAUGAGAUGGAACAGUUCAAAGAGAGGAAGUUUGUUUGCAAGUUCUGUAGCAAGAGGUUUGCUUGUGGGAAAUCACUUGGAGGUCACAUCAGAACUCACAUGACCGAGAACUCAGUUGAUUCUCAUGAUGAGGAUGAUGAGUCUAAUAAGCUCAAGAUGGUUGAUGAUAAUGGUGGUCAAUCUAGUUACGGUCUCAGAGAGAAUCCUAAAAAGAACAAGAGGUUUGUGGAUCACAGACAGAUCAUGGCUCUCAAACAUCAGCAGCAGCAGCAGCAGCUUCUUUGUUGCAGAGAAUGUGGUAAAGGUUUUGUUUCUUCUAAAGCUCUUUGUGGUCACAUGGCUUGUCACUCUGAGAGAGAGAAGCUUGUCAUGGACAGUCAAUCUGAUACUGAGGCUUCUUCCUCUCCUAUCAGACGAAGAUCCAAGAGGGUUGUUGUGAAGCAUCACCACAAAGCUGCUUUUGUUGUUGGUGAUGAUAAUGGUAUCAUGAACCAAUUCAGUUCAGCAUUUUCUGAUGCUUCUGAGAUUGAGCCUGAGCAGAAGGAAACGGCAUUGUCCCUGAUGAUGCUGUCGAUGGAUUCUGGUUUCAAGAAAGGACAUAACUUGAUGGUGAACUCUUUCCCUGAGUCAUCUGACAACAACUCUGUGGUUCUUGAGACUAAGUCAUCUUCAGGAGAACUGCUUAAGAUGUUCAAUGUGAACAAUGUUGAAGCGUUCUGUAACAAGAACAAACUUGUUGUGGAUAACAAGACGAGAUCUGGUGAGGAUAAUGGUGGUGUUCUUUAUGAUUCAGAUAAUUCUGAUUCUGGCUACUUCAGGAAUGGACCAAAGAAGUUGGACUCAGAUGUUUCUGUUGAUGGGUUCACCAGGAACAGUGGGUUUGAUAACAAGGCUGUAAUGGGAUCUGGAUCCGGGUUCAACAGCUCCCCAACAAAACAGGAUAAGGACAUGAACAGAUUCAGAAAGGAAUGGUAUAAGGAAGGAGGGUCAGGGUCAGGAGGAUCAGGAUCAGGUCGUUCUUCUUCAAAGUAUGACCUGAGGAAAAGCAAACGAGGCUUUCCUUCUUAUGGUCGUAAGAAAAUCAAGUACGAGUUCAGCGAAUCUGUCUAUGACAGUGGUGAGCAUAGUUUGUUGGAUACUGAUUCUUGUGCGGACACAAACCGAACUAUCAAGAUUCAUCAUAGUAAGUCCCCAAUUGUUAAGAAAGCAAGUGGUACUGUAAAGAAGAAAAGCAAAGGUCACGAGUGCCCAAUUUGCUUCAGGGUGUUUAAAUCAGGACAAGCUUUAGGUGGUCACAAGAGAUCACAUUUCAUUGGGAAUCAAGAACACAGGACUUUGGUGAUUCAACACGAAGUAGCUCAUGAGAUGCAUACACUCAUCGAUCUCAAUCUUCCUGCUCCUAUUGAUGAAUGAUUGAUUUUUGGUUUCUCCAUUGUUUCUUUUCUGUUUAUCUAUUCUUCUGUUUCAGAUUCAAGAAUGCUUUUGGUUUCGAAGGUAAAUCAAAGUCUUCUUUUAUAUGUUCAUAAUCAUAUAAAAGCUUGGUGCUUUUGUGGCA
Camelina sativa (false flax) is the source of this 1981-nucleotide messenger RNA. RefSeq lists its product as uncharacterized. Lineage: Eukaryota; Viridiplantae; Streptophyta; Magnoliopsida; Brassicales; Brassicaceae. The record is from RefSeq and is a predicted model, not a curated record.